Caenorhabditis auriculariae is the source of this 5773-nucleotide messenger RNA. Lineage: Eukaryota; Metazoa; Nematoda; Chromadorea; Rhabditida; Rhabditidae. The record is from the annotation of a GenBank genome assembly.
AUGACUUUUCCAGUGCCGUGUCCACGGGAGCUGAUAGUGGAGAAGAAGCUGUCGCGGUCGGUUCUCGUUUCCUGGAGUCCGCCCGAAGAAUCCUUCGUCGCCGUCUCGCAGUACCACGUCUGUGUCGACGCCGCCGUGAGGGCCAUCGUUCCUGGAUCUUUCAAGGUAACCCUUUUUUCUCACAGUUUUCGUAUCUCAUUGGUUUUUGAUCUCAAAGUGAUCUUCUACAUUUUAUUGGUCAAAACAAACAGUUUGAACUUUUUGAUUUAAAAUUGAGCAUGUUUGAAAUCGGGUCUUAUUUAGUUCCGGCUUCAUUGUCAAAAUUUUUUUUUCUUUUCAAAAUCUUUCUUAUACUUAUUAUUUUGUUAUGCCUGUAAAUAUUAUUUUAAAAAACAACUUUGAAAAAUUGAAAGAACGGUUGAUAUUGACGACUAUAUUCUACAUAAUCCACAGGCAAAGGAAGAUUUUUGGAGCUCGCAAAAUUGAAAAAAAAGCGAGUAAGAUGCUUCAAAGAUCUGUUUUUGCCUUUAUUAGGAACUCUUUUUGAGGUACUUUUUCCUAUCUUUUUAUCUCAUAAAAUCAAUCAAAUAAAUCUAAUAAAAUCUAUCCUCAAUUGGAACGCCAAAGUGGUCACUAAAAUGGCGAAUUUAAAGACCUUCAUAGGUUCCUUUCAAGGGAUCGCCUCAAUUCACUAAAGGGGCUACUUCAAAAGCGGCCUUUCUAAGAGCUUCACUAAGUGGCCUCUCUAGGGGGCAUGCUGUUGGUGUCUAUACUUUUUUUCAAUUUUUUAAACCGGAGCAAAAAGGUAAAAAAGACCGGAACCAAUCGAGCCUAUGGGUCAGAAGCUAUGGGAACCACCCGAUUUUUAGCCUUCUAAGAAGCUCUGGUUCUUUUUUAAAACUGUUCGUAGCAAUUUAUUCUGAUAUAUAAAAAGUAUGCUGAUUUAGAGACAGAAAAAAAUAUUUUUCGCGUUUGAAAAUCGAGGCUUUUUUGAAAUUGUUUCUUAUUUUUUUGAUAGUUUCACGAUAUUUAUCGGUUUUUGUUUUUUUAAGGUGUUAAGGUGUUAAUUCAUUAGGUGUAUGGUUAGAGAUUAUCAGUAUUUUCUAAUAAGAAAAAAAUUGAUAAAAAUAAAUAGAUCAGAAAGAAAAAAAGGAUACCCAAUCGUAAAUAUGAUAUGUGAAACAUCUUUGGUUACGGUAAUAUAUGCGUAGACCGAAUUGAAACUAGUACUACCUCUUGAUGUUCAAGUUUGCUUUUUUUCUACCCCCCCCUCCUAAUUUUUUUGCAAUUCAACAUCUCCCCCUCAAAUUUUUUUGCAAUUCAAAAUCUCUCCCCCUCCGGACUCAUUGAGUUUUUUUCACUUGCCCAUGUAUGGUUACGGUCAAGACAUUCACCAUUUCCUCGUCUACGGCUUCUGAUAGAAUGAUUCCAGUGUCGAGCCCUGGUGGAAGACGUGGCGUUGGAGGGAUGCGUGAAUCUGUCGGUGAGGGCCGUCUCCGAGCAGGGACACAGUCCUGACGCCGCCUGCACCGUCGCCAUCGGUCAUGGUCCGUUUUUCUUUUUUUCUCGGAGUUUUUGCUUUUGAUGUAUACGUGGGAUCAGUUUUAUCACCUGGAGGUAACCUUGAAACGCCCCCCUAGGUGACUUCUUCAUUUGGAAAAUUUAUUCGGACUUUAAAGAAAAUUCUCUAAUUGUUCGAUUUGCGUUCCAGCGAUAGGCUACUUCUUCAUAAAAAAAAACCCUUUUUUUUUAAAAUUUCCUUCAUAGGAUUUAUAGUUUUAGUAGCUACUUUAGGUAGUAAAAUUAGUGGCCACUUUAGUGUCCUCUCAAGUAGUCCUUGGGGAGCCUCUAAAAGUGGCCACUAAAAAUUUUUUUCCCAGAUUUUUGGAUUUAUCAAGUUUUUUUAGCUGCUGCAAAUUUUGGAAUAUGAAUUUUGGUGUCUUCUAUAUAAAUUUUUUUCUCAUUCGCUCCAAAAUUUAAAAAUUUUUUUGACUUUUUUUCGAUUUCCUCCAAGUUUUUUUAAGGUUUUUUUCUUAUACUUUUUUUGGAGUCUUCAAAUUUUUGUUUCACAUUUAUUUCAAAAUUUUUCGAAUCUUCGAGUUUUUUUCUGUUUCCUUCAAAAUUUUUCAAGUUCGAACAUUUUUUCAAUUAGCUCAAUUUUUUUACAAACAUCCCGGUUCUUUUUUCCUAAUUUUUCUUGAAUUUUUUUGAACUUUUUAGUUAUUUGAUCUAAUUUAUUUUUUUCAAUUUUUGAAUUUUUUUAGAUCUUCCUUUUUUUUCUGCCAAAAUUUGUAUGUAGGGCUUUUUUUGUUCUCUCUAAAUUUUUUUAGAACUUUCGGAAUUUUUGAAUACUUUUUUUAUCAUGCUCUUAAAAAUAUUUUUAAAUUUCAGAUUUUUUUAUUUCUUUUUAAAAUUUUCAAGUAUUCAGCUUUUUUUAUAUGCUUCAGUUUCUCGAAUUUGCAUUUUUUUCUUUUUCGAUGAUUUUUCAAAAAUUUCGAAUACUUAGGUUUAUUAUUUUUCGAGUAGAAUUUUUUUGAAUUUUUUUGAUUUAUUCUCUUAUGAUCAGCAAAAAUUUCGGAGAUUUCAGAUUUUUUGCCAAUUUUUUCAAAUUCAUACAUGAUUUGAUACGUUUUGAAAUCAAUCAAUAUUUCAUUUAUUUUUUUUUAAGUCACAGAUUUUUUCUUCCAUGACUUUUCCCAAUGGCAAACCCAGGUUUCCCACAUAUUUCCUCUGGACUCUGACGACGUCGGAGGAGAAGGAGGCGAGAGAGUUGUCAGUGACUAAUUCAUGGCGUUCUUGCCGAUUUCCUGCCCCUGCCGUGAGGCCUUCGGAACAACGGGAAAAGUGUCCAAGAGUUGCCCGCCUCCCGGGGACCGCCCGUCUAUUGAUCCCCGUCGCUGAAAGAAAGGCCCGAAACGCCUCCGCAAAAAGGUAGAAGAAGAGGAGAAGCUGUCCAGUUGACUGGAGAGCGGAAAGAGCAGAGUGACCUUCCGAUGGGAUGAUGAAAAAAACGCUCUUUUUUCUCUUUUUUUGGACUGAAACUUUCAGUUUUUAAAAAGAAGACAGGAGAUAAUAACCGAUGAAUAAUUUUUAAAAAAAUGCUAAAAUUAUUAUAGAUAAGUUUUUCCUUUUUCCAUUCUUUUUCAUUCUUGAAAAAAAUUUGAAGAACGAUGGAUUUGACUCUUUUUCGGUGCAUUUUUUUAGACGAAUUGAAAAAGAUGACAGUGGAGGAAACUAUAAUAUUUGAACAGUAUUACGAAAUAUUGUUGAACAAAUUAAAUACACAAUUUUUUUCCGUCGAUUUACAAUGAUUUUUUUAAUAGUUUUGUGAAAAAAUAAGCCGAAAAACGAGUUUUUUUCCCCUUUUUUUGGGCUUGAACUUGCAGUUUCAAAAAAAGACAGGAGAUAAAAAAACAGAUAAAGAAUAAAAAGCUAAAAAAAUUUAUUAUGAAUUAAAUUUCGUUCGGCCACAUUUUUUUAAAAAAAUUUGAAAAAAACUUUUAUUUAAAAAAAUUUUUUUGAUGCAUUCUCAGAUAGUUUGAAAAAGAUGAAAGUAGAGGAAACUAUAAUAUUUGGACAGUAUUGAAAAAAAUAUUGUUGAACAAAUUAAAUACACAAUUUUUUUCCGUCGAUUUACAAUGAUUUUUUUAAUAGUUUUUGUGAAAAAAAAUAAGCCGAAAAACGAGUUUUUUCCCUUUUUGGGCUUGAACUUGCAGUUUCAGAAAAAGAGAGAGAUAAAAACCGAUGAAGAAUUUAAAAAAAUGCUAAAAAUUAUUAUAGAUAAGUUUUUCUUUUUUUCCAUUCUUUUUCAUUCUUGAAAAAAAUUUGAAGAACGAUUUAAAAAAAUUUGACUCUUUUUUUCGGUGCAUUUUUAGACGAGAUUGAAGAAAAAUUAAAGUGGAGGAAACUAUAAUAUUUGGACAGUAUUGAAAAAAAUAUUGUUGAACAAUUUAAAUACACAAUUUUUCCGUCGAUUUACAAUGAUUUUUUAAUAGUUUUGUGAAAAAAAAAUAAGCCGAAAACGAGUUUUUUUCCCUUUUAUACUGGACUUUGCAGUUUCAGAAGGAUUAGAUUACAUCAAAGAAAAUGGCAAAAGUUAUUGCUUAGAGGGAAAUGUCGAAAAUUAGGAUUGAAGAUGGAAUGUUUUUUGGAAAAAUAGGUUUUUUUGAAAGUUAAGUGAGCAAAAAUUCCGAAAAAAAUGUGUCUAUUUCAAGUUUUUUUGAUGAAAAUUUUUUUGCAAGAAAAAAAUUUAGUGAGAGUUGAACUGUACAGAAAGUAGCAAUCUCUUCAUUUUUUUAUCCUCAAAAGAUUUUUUUCGAGCUUCACUUGUUCAAAGGAUUUAAAAUAAAGAAUAACUAAACUUUUUUUAAUUUUUCUUCAUAAUCUUUUUUUCUUUCAAAAAAACAUUUUUUUCUUCAAGAUUUUUUUCAAAAAAAUAAUUAGACUUCCUUCGACGCCUUAAAAUGUCCUUUAUCAGAAAUUCCUUCAAUUUAUGAGAGGAAGAUGAAGCACAUAUAAAUGAGACAUAUAAUAUACCAUUUAUAGGACGUCGGAAUGAGGGAUAACGGACUUUUACCCGAAAAAAAGUGGCUCUGAAGCUCAUGAGAUCUCGCUGAGCUCAGCGAACUCCCAUUUUGUCCAUUUUUGAAUGUUUCCCGUCUAGAAGAAGCUGAAACGCGUUGGAAAGAUGAUUGGGAGGAGAUUUGAGGAAUUUACGAGACUGGUCACGGUAGCUCAGUUUGCUGCUUCAACUUAGGCUUAAAAUUUUUUGUUGCUCUUUUUUCUCACUGCUUGGUGUCAACAAAUUUUUUGUGAAAGCGAUUCUCUAGUUUUUAAUUGAAGUUUAUUUAGGGAUUUUGUCCGAAGUAGAAUACUUCAAAUCAAAAUAAGUUUUCCUCUUUUUCGUUCCUCCAGCGUAAGCCGUUUUGAGUCGGGCGCGCUUUUUUUUUGAAAAAUAACUGCAAUUGCCGUUCCACGGGCGACCAGAGGCUACCCAGUUGGCAGUCACAGUUUGAAAAUAAGUUUCGAAAAUUGAAUUUUUAUAAUUAGCCUGAAAUUUUUUUUUUUCAGUUUUUAAGUUCCAAAAGUUUUGAGACUCCUUUAGGGAUCACUUGAGCUUUAGGGGUCAGAUUCUGAACUUCUGUGGGGACUAUCUGAAUUUUAUCCCUAUAGGGAACAUUUUCUUGUCCCCUUUUUUGACUGUAAUCCCCUAAACCCUCUAGGGACCACAAUGGUGUUCCUCAGAAACUUUAAAAAGUCGUCUUGGGGGUUUUUUUCCUCCCCUGCAGCAACGUAAUAUAAAAAUGAAGUUGAAGAGGAAUUUGCAGAAGCGCCGGUGGCCCCGCAACAGGUGCGCGUAUGGUCCGUGACGCCGGUCUCGGCCUGCGUCCGUUGGUAUCCGUCGAACAGCAACGCCGAGCACGUCGUCUCCCUGAACGCCGUCAAAGUCGGCGUCUGUCCGCCCACCGUCUUUCAGGUUUUAUCUUCAUUUCGAAACAGGAGACUUUGGAGCAUGAAUUUGGAGCGGCGAAGCGAUUCGACAAAAUAAUAUUUCCAGUUAUAGUCUGUGUGCCACGACUUGGAGUUUCACCAAACGACAUUCCGCUGUUCCGCUGCGCGCCUUUACGAACCUGGGCUUUCAAAUUUUUUCUUUUAUUGAGGUACUCUACUUUCAUGUGCUCCCACAGAAAUAACAAUCGAUUGAAAGCUUGACCUGGAUUCGAAAGACGCUUCGCGUCCGCACGCAGCGGAACAGCGGAAUGUCGUUUGGUGA